AUGUGCUUCAAAUUCCAUCAAAUGAUCUACAUUGCAGCAUACACUGCUGCGCCUUUAUUGUGCAGGUCAAGUGUUUGCCAAAUUAAUCCAACCCAGAAUACCAUCAUUUUAGAGAAACCAUUCUGCUUCGCUACACAAGCAACGAUAGCCAGCGUCAUCCUAUAUGUAGCGAAGAACUCUGCUGUUAACAACAAUUUGGCUUUGACAAAUUCCUAUUCCUCAACGAAUGGUGGAAGUACAGCACCAUAUGCAGCUGGCACCUUUGCAAAUCCCAACUGCGCCGAGAACCCCACAAUCGCUGCCGUAAGCAACAACACCUUCCGUGUGGGGAACACUUUGGACUGCUUCAAUGCCCAGUACUGCAAUGGACCUCUCGCCAAUAACACAGCUUACAGGUUUCUGUAUGCUUUUUACGAUGCAAGUAAUAAUAUAUUGACAAGUUCAAGUUGGUCCGCUCCAAUCUCCACCAGGCAAGGUAAAAAUUCAAUAAACAUAGACACCUGGCCCGGUAGAAGAAGCGGUGGGAUGAUCAUCAUCACCUCCAUCCUCAGCGUGUUGAUGUUCUUCAUCUUGGCAGGCUUUGUGGCCGCAGUGAUUACAUAUUUUAUGACACCAGCGAAAGAACAAGAGCCUACCAGACAUGAAAGUCGGUCUUCUCAUACUGUGCAGCAAAAGGCUGAAGGAGGCGCUCCAAGCGUCGAAGUCACGGAACGCUAUGCUAUCAGCCCGCAAGCCUAAAGGAGCUCCUGAAAAGUCAAGCUGAAGAUUAUUUUGUGACUUUUGGACAUAGACAUUUGAUGAUGGUCAUGAUUUCAAUGUUGACUGUUAGUAGGGGGUGGAUAUUACUGAAGUCUAUAUAAUGCCUUUUAGUAUGACGUGGUUCUCAUAAUGGUUUACGACUUAUGUACUGGAGACUAGGGGAACCCAGUACAUAAGUACCUAACCCCUAUCCAUAGGGUCUGACACCUGGGACCCCAUGCAAUCUCCUGCCCAGCACCCCUGCUUUCUCCAUGCACGGAUUACUGC
Hyla sarda is the source of this 1026-nucleotide messenger RNA. It is a transcript of the gene UPK3A, whose product is annotated as uroplakin 3A. NCBI's taxonomy places the organism in Eukaryota, Metazoa, Chordata, Amphibia, Anura, Hylidae. The transcript is spliced from 6 exons. Bases 1 to 738 code for a protein of 245 amino acids. The record is from RefSeq and is a predicted model, not a curated record.